This is a messenger RNA of Emericellopsis atlantica, 1681 nucleotides long. RefSeq lists its product as uncharacterized. The record is from RefSeq and is a predicted model, not a curated record. Bases 336 to 1544 code for a protein of 402 amino acids. Lineage: Eukaryota; Fungi; Ascomycota; Sordariomycetes; Hypocreales; Bionectriaceae. The transcript is spliced from 2 exons.
GCAAGGCAACACACAACCCUUGGGCGACGUGCGAUACAAGAGCCCAUGUAUACGUAGACAGUAUGGUUAAGUAUGCAGUGGUACCUGUACACUCAGGCAGUGAGGUCGUGAGUCGGAAUGAGCUCCAGCAACGAUGGCUGUUUGUGAAUAUCGGACGAAAUAUCAGUCACUGACUGAUCGCCCGCUCACCAUGUUCGCACCUGCCGAGGGCUUUCCUCGUACCUAACUCACGCUCACAUACAAGCAGAUGAAAUUUUCUUCUUAACCUCCCAUCUUCCACCCACCUCACCCUUUUCGCCACACCGCGGUGCGUUUUGCCUACCGCUAGCAUCAAGAUGACCUUAACAUCUAUGGACACCCUGCCAGACACCAGCGCGGCGACCACCCACUGGAUUCACCAGCUAGGUGAGGGUCGACGUGCAACUAUUGAACCCCUGUGGAGGAAAUAUCAGCAAGGCAGCUUCCCACUUGCAUCUCCUACUUGUACCACAGCUCACGUGGAGCUGGUAUCGAAGCACAAUCUCCUCAUCGAAUCGACUGUCGAUGCCUCUGGCCAGCCGUCGAGUGUUAGCGUAGAGAAUAUGGGUUCACCACAUUCCCACGCUGGGGGUUUCAUGGGCUUCCAUCCUGAGAAGCGUUGCCUCGCGUUCAGAGGCGAAGCACGAUUCCUCGAGAUAUUCCAGGAUUUUGCGAGCAACUUUGUCAAAGAGGACCACAUCGUCUCGGUCCUUCAGACGCCGGUUGAGGUUGAUUUCCCACCUGAGGGUCUGCCUGCUGGUCUGGAGUUUGCGGAAUUCGCAGGCAGGGUAGAGACUGUGGAAUAUGUAAUGUGGUUGAAAGCGGCUGAUGAAGACCAUGAACCCGGGGCUGAGAGCAUCACCGUGCUGGGCGUUACCCAAGGAGGCAUCGAGUUGGACGUCAACGAGAUCGAGAUGGCAGAUUCUAUGCCGUGCGAAGCAGAUACAACAGAGCUGCCAAGCUUGGUCGAUGCUGGUAUAGACGUUUGCUUGUCUUCGGACCCCCCCGAGUCAAAGUUCUUCAGCGAGGAUGGGAACCCCCGACGCCCUACAAACAUCAGUCCUCUGACGGAGGCGGGCUGUCUCGAGUCUCCAAUUGCAGCACCAGCCGUUGGAACAUCAGUCGCUCCAUCGGUGGAGUUACCGCUGCCGGCCCUUUCGAUAAGCGAGUCUGUUACAUCUGCGCAAAACCCGCCACGGGUCCUUCGAUCCACCGCACGUAGCGGAAGCCGUGGCCUGAGAAGUCGUGAAGAAUCGGCCGACGAGCUCUCGCUUGGCCAUGAAGACCCGAGACUCCCAGCAAAGAAAGGGUUCUGGGAUCAUAAAGAGAACGAGAAGCCGAUGGUUGUUGUGUCGGAGACCGAGAAUUGGACAAAGUAUCCGCUACGAGCAAGCUCGCGAGCGCCAAGAUCCUCCUCUGCUGUCAAGGAGCCAGCACCUGUCCUUGUGGCGGAGAAGAUCACGGCUUGGAAGAAGAAGGGUACCGCAAAAGUCAAACGUGGAAGCGCUAAGAAGGGACGAAAGUGAAUCUGGAUCUAUCUGUCAAGGGAAGGGAAGUGAUUGAGAAAAAUUCUGUGGCCAUACAGACUCACGGAACCUGUCGCGAGAUAAUCGGAAACUGUCACUCAUAGGCCUGCAUUGUGGCAACCGUCUUGGUCGCUUGU